Ailuropoda melanoleuca (giant panda) is the source of this 4520-nucleotide messenger RNA. It is a transcript of the gene MGAT4A, whose product is annotated as alpha-1,3-mannosyl-glycoprotein 4-beta-N-acetylglucosaminyltransferase A. Gene Ontology annotation, cellular component: endoplasmic reticulum; Golgi stack; endoplasmic reticulum-Golgi intermediate compartment. The transcript has 15 exons. The record is from RefSeq and is a predicted model, not a curated record. Bases 271 to 1878 code for a protein of 535 amino acids. Gene Ontology annotation, molecular function: acetylglucosaminyltransferase activity. NCBI's taxonomy places the organism in Eukaryota, Metazoa, Chordata, Mammalia, Carnivora, Ursidae. Gene Ontology annotation, biological process: protein N-linked glycosylation.
AACAAGUUUUUCUUUCUCUUUUUUCCCUGAAUAGGAAGAAAGACGCCUGAGACAGCAGCCGAGGAAGACUGUGAAGACAGUCCAGUAUAGCUGUUAUGAACAGUGUUGCUGCUAGGCUUGUUGGGCAGAGCAUCUGAAAUGAACUUCUCUUACUGAUUGUUUUUACUGGCCCAGAGCCAGGUGUACUGGAUUCAGUUGACUUCAGGAUUAAAAAGAGGACAGUCUUGGUUAUCAUCAUAAACAUAUGAACCAGUGUGAUGGUGAAAUGAGAUGAGGCUCCGAAAUGGAACUGUAGCUACUGUUUUAGCAUUUAUCACUUCGUUCCUGACUUUAUCUUGGUAUACUACGUGGCAAAAUGGGAAAGAAAAACUGAUUGCUUAUCAACGAGAGUUUCUUGCCUUGAAAGAACGUCUUCGAAUAGCUGAACAUAGAAUCUCACAGCGUUCUUCUGAAUUAAAUGCCAUUGUACAACAGUUCAAGCGUGUAGAAGCAGAAACAAAUGGAAGUAAGGAUGCAUUAAAUAAAUUUUCAGAUAAUACCCUAAAGCUAUUAAAGGAGUUAACAAGCAAAAAAUCUCUUCAAGUGCCAAGUAUUUAUUAUCAUUUGCCUCAUUUAUUGCAAAAUGAAAGAAGCCUUCAGCCUGCUCUGCAGAUCGGUAAUGGAAGAACAGGAGUGUCAAUAGUAAUGGGAAUUCCCACAGUGAAGAGAGAAGUUAAAUCUUACCUCAUAGAAACCCUUCAUUCCCUUAUUGAUAAUCUGUAUCCUGAAGAGAAGUUGGACUGUGUUAUAGUCGUCUUCAUAGGAGAGACAGAUACUGAUUAUGUACACAGUGUUGUAGCCAACCUGGAGAAAGAAUUUUCUAAAGAAAUCAGUUCUGGCUUGGUGGAAAUAAUAUCCCCUCCUGAAAGCUAUUAUCCUGACCUGACAAACUUAAAGGAGACUUUUGGAGACUCCAAAGAAAGAGUAAGAUGGAGAACAAAACAGAAUCUAGAUUAUUGUUUUCUAAUGAUGUAUGCUCAGGAAAAGGGGAUAUAUUACAUUCAGCUUGAAGAUGACAUUAUUGUCAAACAGAAUUACUUUAACACUAUAAAAAAUUUUGCACUUCAACUUUCUUCUGAAGAAUGGAUGAUACUAGAGUUCUCCCAGCUGGGCUUCAUUGGUAAAAUGUUUCAAGCACCAGACCUCACCCUGAUUGUGGAAUUCAUAUUUAUGUUCUAUAAGGAGAAACCCAUUGAUUGGCUCUUGGACCAUAUUCUCUGGGUAAAAGUCUGCAACCCUGAGAAAGAUGCAAAACAUUGUGAUAGACAGAAAGCAAAUCUACGAAUUCGCUUCAGACCUUCCCUUUUCCAACAUGUUGGGCUGCAUUCUUCUCUAUCAGGAAAAAUUCAGAAACUCACGGAUAAAGAUUACAUGAAACCAUUACUUCUCAAAAUCCAUGUAAACCCACCUGCGGAGAUAUCUACUUCUUUGAAGGUCUAUCAAGGACAUACACUGGAGAAGACUUACAUGGGGGAGGAUUUCUUCUGGGCUAUAACCCCAGUAGCCGGAGACUACAUCUUGUUCAAAUUUGAUAAGCCAGUCAAUGUAGAAAGUUAUUUGUUCCACAGCGGCAACCAAGAACAUCCAGGAGAUAUUCUGCUAAACACAACUGUGGAAGUUUUGCCUUUUAAGAGUGAAGGUUUGGAAAUAAGCAAAGAAACCAAAGACAAACGAUUAGAAGAUGGUUAUUUCAGAAUAGGAAAAUUUGAGAAUGGUGUUGCCGAAGGAAUGGUGGAUCCCAGUCUAAAUCCCAUUUCAGCCUUUCGACUUUCAGUUAUUCAGAAUUCUGCUGUUUGGGCCAUUCUUAAUGAGAUUCAUAUUAAAAAAGUCACCAACUGAUCAUCUGCUAAGAAACCAGUACAUUUUUUCCCUGUGAAUUUGUUAAUUAAAGAUAGUUAAGCAUGUUCCUUUUUUUUUUUUUUUAACUUGAACACUACCUCUUGUGAAAUCUACUGUAGAUAAGAUGAUUGUCAUUUCCUCUUGGAAAGUGAACUUCCCAUGGAUAAUUGCAUUCAUUCGAACCUAAGCUGUCCUCCAAUCUUAACUUGACUCAAACAUUUUACAGUUACGACAGCCUGUUAAUAUGACUUGUACUAUUUUGGUAUUAUACUAAUACAUAAGAGUUGUACAUAUUGUUACAUUCCUUAAAUUUGAGAAAAAUUAAUGUUACAUACAUUUUAUGAAGGGGGUACUUUUGAAGUUCAUUUAUUUUACUAUUAUAGACCCUCUUUUAUAGAUUAUCAGGGAUUAUAUAUAUAUAAAUAUAUAAAUAUACAUAAAAAUGUUAUGGAGUUAAUUUAUUAGAAACAUUUAAGAAGUACAUAUUUUUGUGCAGUAAAUUUUUGAAUCAAUACUUUUUUUGAAAAGUUACCUUGCUUUUUUAAGUUCUUUCUAUAUUUUUCUUUGGAAAUGCAAACAUUACAAAUUAAUGCCAUUUUUCAAAUGCACUGCCAUUUAAGAAUGAUUCUAGAUUGAUUUCCUAACUGAAGUACUUUUAUAAUUGCAGUGAUUCUGAACAAAAUAUUUUCAAAGGCAUUUGUCAUUCCUUAAAGCCAAGAUUUUAAAGACCAAUGUCCUUCUUGAGGGUUAUUUUACUAUACUGUUUAUGAUGUAAAAAAUCAGUCUGAUAAAUUUUAAUGUGCAGGGGUCAUGCAUUCAACCCAAAUUACCAUGGACUCAACUCAUUACAUUCCCUCUGAUAUGUAAGAUGACAAACUUUUUUCUUUUUAAAUUUGUGUCUUUAAUCCAUGAGUUAGAUGCAUUAUCUCUUGUUCAUCCUUUUAUAUCUGCACCCAUUUAAUGAGUUCUGACGAAGUGUUUUCUAGGUAAUGUUAUUGUAUGAGUCAAAAUCAUUUAAUUUUAAAGAAAAAAUUGUAAUACUGGUUUUUAGGGAGAGGUAUUGUAGCAGUUGUAUGUUUUUGCAAAAUGAUUUAUUCUGUCGGCAUUAUGAACUUACAGGUAAAUUCGUAUCUGAAGAGUGUUGCUCUUAAUCAUGUAAUUCUAAAUGGUAUUACUACUGUCAACAAAAAUACUGUCAGCCUUAGCAAUCAGUGAUCUUUACAAAAGUAUUUGACUUGUAAGAAGUUCCGAAUGAUCAGUGUCAGCUCCCAACCAGUGCGUCGGGGGGCUGCGGGUGGCAGAGGCCUCAGGGGGCCAGAGGUGCCGGCUAGUCACCUCUCGUGUGGAGGAACUGCCCGUGGUUACCCAGGAGGCUGAACAAAGAGCUUCCAGACAGCCUUGUUUUCUGUACAGUGUGACUGAGUGAAAAAUGUUGGGCAACACGGAUAGGGUAUGGUUCUUGCCAUUACUCCUACUGGAAUCAUCGUCACUUUCCUUGAUUAAAAAGUUACACAUUGCCACGAAUAAUUUUUAUGUUCAAGUCUAGUUAAACAUUUUUACUGGUUUUUUAGAUUUACUUUUCACUCUCUUUAAUUGACUUUCUAUUUUGUCCUCACGUUUCCCUGGCCUGAUGCCCACAGGCCAAUUUCAUUUGAAAAGAAUAACCUUUCAUUAUGAAACUUUGGCAGCUGUUGAACAUCCUGACUGCUGGAACAACCAAGUAUCAGGAGGGGAAGCUCUGGGGCGGGUCGAGAAGUCCUCUCAUUUCCCCGCUUCCAUAGUAGCCCACUCUGAUUUUGGGGAGAAGAACCCCACACUGAAGAUCAGGGAAGUGAGUUACUGCAGCUCCUCGCCCUUAGUUAUGGCUGCUGGGUCUUGACACUGGUGAGCCAUCCUGGCCGGCUUCUUCCUGUUCUGCUCAGUCUUCCCUCCCAGACUUAGCUCACCCUUCCCGUUCUGUGGAUACUUUGAGCCACAUCUCAUCCAUCUUUCACAAACUCUCUCGUGCACUCCUCCCCAUGAAUUGUUACCAGUGCCUAGUCCUGCCAGGAAUAGUGCCUGGCACGUGGCAGGUCCCCAGUCCGGGUCUGGACGAGGGGACCAACUGUUCCAGCCCACACUCCUCUUUCUUUUUAACUCCCUUUACCUAUGUUCCGUGCCACAGACUUACAUACACGCUCAGCUCUCGAGCUUUUGGUUGUUCCUGGCGAGUGUGUGUGUAUGGGUGUGCACACAUUCUCCCACCUACCAGGCUUCCAGCUCCUGGGGGCAGGCCUGUAACUCAUCCUUCCUGUCCUCUGGUGCAGCAGGUGUUCCGAUCAUCUCGUUGUUGGUCUCUGCCUGCCCCCCCUUCCUCCUCAGACCGUUAGAAACAGCCAUGCUUUCCUCAAGCGUCACUGCAGUGGUAGCCCUUGAGAGUAGUUGGCGAGUCAAGUCUGGGACCGAACAUUAGAGGAGGUGAAGAGUACCUGGGACUGAGGGAAGGAUAUACUUGGCCUCGAGAGGACACUGAACCACUUUUAUCAGAGUAGUGAGUGGAGACAGUGUCCACUGAUGUCCAGUAUUUAAUAUAGAGAGAAAUGGAAUCUGGUUUGCAUCUGGUAUGUAUUUCACAUGAACGGUCAGACUCUCGAGCUGCGCUG